Molecule: messenger RNA, 9006 nt
Organism: Canis lupus familiaris (dog)
Lineage: Eukaryota; Metazoa; Chordata; Mammalia; Carnivora; Canidae
Gene: PLEKHM3
Product: pleckstrin homology domain containing M3
Exons: 8
Coding region: 460-2733 (757 amino acids)
Source: RefSeq, a predicted model, not a curated record
GGUACCGUGUGGCCGAUGACAAGCACGACUCGGUCUCCUGUGAGAGGAUGGCUAAGCCGAACGAACCGGGACAAGGACAUUUCAGACCCACUCAGUAAAGAAGUGUCCACUGAGAUACAGUUGAGUGACGGCCUGAGGAAAUUAAGGAUUUCAUGGCAUUGCUUUGACAAGCACUUCCUGUUUUUAUACAGAUCUCAAUGAAGAAUAAUCUCAAAGGAACAUUUGUCACCCUAUACCUCUGCUAAUGGCCAUUAGCUGCUAGCAAAUGCUUUUAAUGACUGAAAAAAACAUCAACUAUCCUUGUGCUUGGCCUGUUGAAGGCAGUCGAAUGAAUGUUUCUUUCAGUUGUUUCCAGAACUCUAUUGCUGAAGCACAUCUCCUUUUGUUGGGUGAAUGAAUGUUCAAUGAAGCCCUUUCCUGAACCAGCUUAGGAGCUUUAGGCCUCUUAGAGCCUGUGACAUGGAAGCUUUGGAAGUGGAUGAUAUCAGCCCGGCCUUGGAAGUUACUGAGGAUUUCUUUAGUACUUUUGACAGUAAGCUAGAGAAGGCUGUGCAGCAAGCUGAGGUUUAUGGGAUUCAGGAAGUCCCCGAAUUGGUGGGGCAUGAAGUUCUCACUAACAUAACAGAUAAUGGUGCUAUCAGAAAUGUUGCCUCCCUGGGCAAGGGGGGCCUGAUUUGGGACCACUGUAAGAGCAGGCUCUUGGAAACCAAAGCUCAAAAUGUCUUCCCUGCCAAAGAACAGUUUAUGGUCCAGAAAGGGACAGCUCCAGAUAAUCUUUCGUGGAUGGAACAAAAGGAAGCAUCGACCUUUAACUUUUUCAACAUCUGUCAGCGUCGGAGGGACAGGCCUCGCUCCGUGAAUGACUUACUGGAUGAGACCUCUACUUUUAAGCCGGGGCAUACUCGGUCAAGGUCAGAUAUUACCCAGGUGGACUGGAGGCUAGUCCUCCAAACCAUGCCUCUGCAGCAGCAGCCAUGUCUUCGGGGCCCUCAUUUCACCAGACCAGCUUUUCUGUCAUCCUCACCAAAUAAGGUCGAAGAUGCUCAAGGAAAUACUGAACACAAGCAGGCAUUCCCAAACAUUCUGAAGAAGGGAUACCUGGAGAUUAGGAAGGACCAUGACAGUUACUGGCAAAGCUGUUACGCAGAACUUUCACCCUACAACUUAUACUUCUACAGCCUUGACAGCAGUGGCAAUCAAGCCCUCUAUGCCACCUACCAGCUUUCACACUUCCAGAGCAUAUCUGUUUUGGGCAAUCUGGAGGCCAGGCUGGUGGAUACCGUUCUGUAUGACAACACCCAGCUGCAGUUAAAGGCAGAGUCACCAUGGGAGGCUUUGGACUGGGGGCAGAAGCUUUGGGAAGUUGUGCACGCCGCUGUGCCUGGUUACGUGGGACGGCAGGACGAGUUGGCAAACUCACCAGGGCUUGGUCAUCACGUUGACUGUACACAGAAUCAUUGUUUACAGAAGAAAUCCAGUGAGCUGUUUGCGCCAUCACCUGUCUUGGAUAGCCCCAAACAAUACCAAAACAUCAUCAAAUCAGGGACGCUGUACAGGCUAACUGUCCAAAACAACUGGAAGGCAUUUACUUUUGUGCUGAGCAGGGCCUACCUUAUGGCUUUUCAACCUGGCAAGCUAGACGAGGAUCCCCUGCUAAGCUACAAUGUGGACGUGUGUCUGGCUGUCCAGAUGGACAACCUGGACGACUGUGACUCUUGCUUUCAAGUCAUUUUCCCCCAAGAUGUCCUCCGCCUUCGUGCUGAGACCCGGCAGAGGGCCGAGGAGUGGAUGGAGGCUCUGAGAACAGCAGCCAAUGCAGCGAGAAGUUCAGAGCAAAACCUGCAGGUCACCCUGAGGAGCAAACCCAAGGAUCAGAUGGGUGGGCAUGAACUCAGGAAGAACAAACGUCAGUCUGUGACGACCAGCUUCCUCAGCAUUCUGACAACUUUGUCUUUGGAACGAGGACUCACUGCUCAGAGUUUCAAAUGUGCAGGAUGUCAGCGAUCCAUAGGCCUUUCCAAUGGGAAAGCCAAGGUGUGCAAUUACAGUGGGUGGUAUUACUGCAGCAACUGCCAUGUGGACGACAGUUUUCUCAUCCCAGCACGCAUAGUUCACAACUGGGAUACUUCAAAAUAUAAGGUAUCUAAGCAGGCCAAAGAGUUCCUGGAGUACGUGUAUGAAGAGCCCCUGAUCGACAUCCAACGGGAGAACCCCAUGCUGUACCUGCACGCUGAGCCGCUGGCCACUGUGGUGCGGCUGCGGCAGCGGCUGAAGUCCCUGCGAGCCUACCUGUUCAGCUGCCGGGCCGCUGUGGCCGAGGAUCUGCGCCGCAGAAUUUUCCCCAGAGAAUACCUCCUUCAACAGAUCCACCUGUAUUCCCUCGCUGAUCUGCAGCAGGUAAUAGAGGGGAAGCUGGCUCCAUUCUUGGGCAAGGUCAUUAAAUUUGCCACCUCACACGUAUACAGCUGCAGUCUCUGUAGCCAGAAGGGGUUCAUCUGUGAAAUCUGUAACAAUGGAGAGAUCCUCUACCCUUUUGAAGAUAUUUCAACAAGCAGGUGUGAAAGCUGUGGAGCCGUUUUCCACGCCGAAUGCAAAGAGAAGUCCGUCCCCUGCCCGAGAUGUGUCCGCCGAGAGCUGCAGAAGAAGCAGAAAUCUUUCUGGCGGAGGCUGAACGUGGACGAGAGCCUGGAGGAGGCUUGCAACAUGUUCGAGCUGUCCUACCAGAACACCUGACUCAGCAGGAGCCCGAGGCCAGGGCCUGACCUCUCGCUGAUCCAGCAGCCCGGUGGCUUCCUUGCUAGACAGUUAGAUCCCUCUGGAAGAAGAGUAUGUCUCCUGUUCAGCUAGAUAGAGAUAUAUAUUUACACACAUUCCCACAUACCUGUUCGUCCCGUAUGUAUGUUCUGUGUAAAUCGCUGUCCGUGGAGCCUCUGUGGCUCAAAAAAAAAAAAAAAAACCAACUACCAUUAGCUGAAUCACACUUAACCCUGAAUUUCAGCAGCUUGCUCCCAAGCAAAAUGUGGUUUACACACAAGGCUUUAUAGGUCAGACUUUUUUUUUUUUUUUUUUUUUUUGCUCUCAGGGGCUGUUUUGUUACACAGGACACAGGAGGAAGCUUACCUACGGGACCACAGAACUUCGGGUUAUUUUUGUGUUAUUUAUUUUUAGCCGUUGCAGAGAACUAAGUCACUGAGGCAAGCACUCAUCAUCGUUUGUUUCAUGUGAAAAUCUUCGGAACACAGGAGUGAUGCCUGGAUGGCCCAAGGGGCCCCGCGUCCCUGACAGCAGCACCUCGGUUUCUACCACACAGGUGGGGAUCCCCUCAACCGAGCGGCUCAGAAGUGAGGCGACUGAGCUCCCUCUGCAGAGCAUGCACCCCUGAUUUAUGAGGAGAGCUCCUUCUGGCUCUGAGGUGAUCUCAGGUUUUUUCCUGAGGGGAAAAAAAAGGGACCUCUGCGACCAAUACCUGCAUGUUGUCGGUCUGUUUGCUGGUACGAGUCCCAGCGCUACCCAAUGACACGGCGCCCCUCCAUAUUUGGUUGAAAACAUAGCUUUCGAAGAGUUUUCCUGGGGUCUCAUGGGUAAUAGUUAUGACUUUGUAAUAGUGCUGGCCUGAGGAAAUUUCCUGCGAUUGUGGUUAAAUACAUCGGUUUGUAGACCUAUGGGUAUAGUGCGUACCUUCUAUGAGAUGGUCUUCGGUGUCUUUUCACAGAAUCUUGUGUAGGCAUUUCCUACUUAUUUAUUUUAAAUACUUUAUUUCUCAUUGUUCUUCACUGCACUUUCAUUUGGACCCUUAAUUUGUCAACUUUGCCACUUCUACGCUUUUUAAAUUGUUUACAAAAUCAAAGUAACAUGGCACGUCAGAACACGUUAGACUAUUAAUACCAAACUUAUAAGUAAUGAGUUCGGUGUAAUAAUAUUGUUUAAAUAAAUACACACACACACAUAAUUGCCACCUUAAAGUGAAACAGGAAGUGCUAAAAUCGUAUCAUAGGAAUAAGAAAUAUAAUGAACUGCUUCGCCGCUUGGCCAAGUAGGGGGCCCCCACUGCAGUGCCCUCGUAGGAGCCAGCGUAGCAGUGGUUGUGACCAAAGUGUCAGGGGGACGGCGCUGGAAAUCGUGGCUUGGGUCCUCCCACCAUAACUCCACAGCACAAGGAUACACUGAUACUGAAACAAUUCUUAGCAGACUGUAUGAGACGACUCUGUUUCCACUGAGCUGAUGCCAACACCUUCCUGGUUUGGUAGUUUCGCUGCUGUUAGGAUCUGGAGAGUCAGUGGCUCACACUGUACAUGAUACAUUUAACCCCACGGCCAUGUUCCCUGACACCUCUUCCCCCCAGAUCCUAACUCUUGAUACCUCUGUCCAUUUAGAGGCGAGACAUUUCAGACAGACUUUCGUGCAGCCUGCCGGAAGUCUGCACAACCUGUUGCCAGUUCCGUGGGCCCCAGACCACUCGCUUCAACUUCACAGCGCGACAUUGUGCGUGCAUUUCUUUUCUGAUUCUACAGCAGCCAUAACCAAGGGCGUAUAAACUUCCCCAGAGGCCAAAACCCCAUUCACAAGGACACCUUACGGUGCCUUUUAUUCUUGGAAAACCAGGUUGACUCCUCCCCCGCCCCCUCCAGUUACAGAGAAUGCUGCACACGAAAGAUAAAGGGUGGAAAAAAUCUCAAACAAGCACUUGGCAAACAGGCAAACAAAUUUGAUCCUCUCCUCCUUUUUCCUCCCCUUCGUGAAAUACAGUAUUUAUAUUUUCCAGCCUCAGAGAAGAUAGCAGAACAUGAUCUUUCACAAGAGAAUUAUAGACCUGCUUAUUAUAAAACAGAUGUGCUCCGAUGGCAAAGUGCCUUUCUCCUCCGCCCCCGGCUCCCUGUCACCGUAGCUUACUUCUGCCUUCGCCGAAAUUAAUGUAUCCAAGGUCCCGACUGUCAGCGAGGGUCCCCAGCGCAGCGCGUUUGCAGUCGUGAAGCGCAGGCCCCCCUCCUCCCGGCCAGCACGUUUGCUCUCCCUCUGGACAGAUUUCCUGUCCCACCCUGCAGGCACCUAGCGGCAGGCCUGCCAAGGAGGUGAGAUUCCAGAUCCCUGUUCUAAAGGCCUUUGUUUUCACGGGGGCACCCGCCUAGAGGGCCCUGCUAAACACUGGCCUCCCCUGGCAGCUCCUCCUUGGGAGGAGUUAGAACCUUCUACCCACAUCACUUUCUGCUUAUUUUCAAAAGGGCACCAAAAAAAAAAAAAAGAGAGAGAGAGAGGGAGGUACGCUUGCCCUUGGCUACCCAGAAGCAGGACUGCAUCCCAGCCGCUUCUGUUUUCUCUUCUUCUUGUCCGCCCCUGACAGCCUGGCCGGUGCCGCCUGCCGGCCUACACGGCUCUCAGCCACCACCACCAAAAUCUGAUAGGACAGAGUGGAGCCAGCUCAGGAAUUGGGUCUGUCAUGAAAAAUUCCAAAUUGCUGUUUUCCAGCCCAGAACGCCUUGGAGCACAUGAACGCCCUUACUGUUUUCAACCCAAACAAAUGACUCGGUGCACUGUUAGGUAAUUGUUCUACUGCUUAGAAACUAUCGAAACAAAAGCAAAUCCGUGGAUUACCACCUCCUUAAGACCAAACUAAUACCUGCUUUCCUUCACGUUCCCUUUCUCAUCCCAUAUUAAAUAUCUCGCACAUAAAACACACAAGAAAAUGGCCAAUUAAUCUCCUAGAGCCGGCGGCCGACUGGAGGAACCUCUGUUCGCUUGAAAGGCCCAUUCCCUGGUGGAUCACUUGAGGAAAUCCCUCCUAACGGUGCCAGAAACUCAUGUGUGAGACAGUCCAACCCUGGUAAAAUCCUGGCAUCUAACCCUGCCGUGGAGAAGCCAGUUCCCGAAAUAGACCGCAGUUGCACCACUGCAGGAAGGCCACAAAGUACUUUAAAAGCAGUCAACUGGAAUCGAGUCAUGUUCUUUCCAGGGCUGAUUUUCCCCAAAGUUGAAAGCCUCUUUAUAUGAAAACCAUGCAAACUCUCGUCAUCCCCCUUGCCUCACUGCCUUUCAGGGUACCGUAUUAAGAGUUCUUUUCCAUCUGUAAAAGGUCAUAUUGUUAGGAGCUAUAAUACUUGAUUCGCUGACAGGGCAGUCGCCUUCGGAUCCGACUAGACCAGGCCUCCCCCAAACAGGGAACAUCAUCAGCGUUGGGGAUUUGUGGUUUCCAACUAACUCAGUGGUAUUUCGGACUCCUGCAGAGGGGAAUGGCUGUGACUCCUUUCCGGCUGCGGCUCGAACCGUGGUGUUCAGGUCAUGCCGCAGCCAUAGGCAGCCUCUGGCACCGAGAGGGAGUCCAUUCCGACGAGGUCUGCGUGCGUACACACUGAACACUGACACCGGACAGCCCCUUCUUGUGCCUCCUUGAAAAGGUUCGGCUUCCAGACCUGUGGGUGGUUCUCUACCUGUUGGCCAAACAGGGCCGUGUGUGAGUUACUGCAUCAGGUAGGCCUGGAUGCCACACGAAAGCUUCCUGCAGGGAGAGCCAUUAUCUGAGGAAGCCAGGGUACAUUCUGUUCCUAAUUUCGGGUGAAGCCAAUGCUGCUGUUCGCAAAUUUGAGCAGAAUCAUUCAUCACCACCGCUCUGCCGCACUUCGCCGCAGUAUCUGGAUAAGGAAGUAAACCUUCAGCUCUUGAUUCUAAUACUGCCGAGAGUCGGCACAGGGGUUAUUUUAUUUAUUUAUUUACUUAUUUAUUUUUACUUCUCCCAGUAAAGAGUGAUGCAUACAGUUUCCCCCCUUAUUUCUUGAAUUUUCUGUCUCAGCUCUUUUCUGAUUCUAAGAUAAUGUUAGAAAGUAGAGAAUUGGGGGUGAAACAGAGAGACACGAACACACUGUCCUUUGCGUGAACUGAGUCACCAGAGGUACUGUUUUCCUUCCCUUGGUACUUGUUAACAAGUAGGCAUUAGUGCACCGUGGACAUUGGACAUCCUUCUAGCCCCGUGUCUGAUAGAACUCACUGGCCUAGGUUGGGCCCAGUGACGGGUGACUGAGCCCCGCUCGGUUAACUUACACAGACAAGUGUUGAUUCCUGUCAUGGGGUGCUGUUAAGUCCUGGCACCCAGCAAUUCCGAAUGGUAGACAAUUCCAAUGUCAUUGUUUUCAGACCCCCUGACUUGAAGGGUUUUCUUUAGUGUGUCUUUUUUGUUUUUUAAAGACUUUAUUUAUUUAUUCAUGAAAGACACAGAGAGAGAGGCAGAGACACAGGCAGAGGGAGAAGCAGGCUCCCUGUGGAGAGCGUGAUGUGGGACUCGAUCCUGGGACCCUGGGGAUCACAACCUGAACCAAAGGCAGAUGCUCAGCCAUUGAGCCACCCAGGUGUCCCUUCUUCAGUGUGUCUUAGUGGGUGCACGCCACAGUAAAGUUUAAGUCACUGUUAAACUCUAGGUAAAAAGUCAAAAGUGUGGCAUCCCCUCCUCAGCACAACUGUAGUUGUCAGGGGUUUUAGUUAAACCGGGUUCCCCCGUGAUGGUAUUAGGGAGCACUCUCCUCAUCAGCUGGCCUCCGAAGUGAGGCGAGGCACUGUUAAACCCCAGGAAAGGGGCAACUGCUUUUUGGCUUUGGUUCCUCCCUGUGGAAAGAGAAGCCACCGGUGUGGAAGCCACAGCCAUUGCCCAGGGGAGAAGAUUCAGGCGCCUACAGCGCCUCUUAGCGCAGUGAAGACUCCUUCCCUCCGCCCCCCUCCGCCAUUGUGCUCUAGACCAGUCUCUCCCCUUCCUUGCCCUGGUCCCUAGAGCUAGGCCCCCCCGCCAGCCGCAGCCCCCCACCUUGCAGCCCCAGGAGCCUGCGCUGCUCCUCCCACUUGUCCGCCCCACAGGAGUGCCUUACAGUACCGUGUCGUGCUUCUAGCAGCCUCCACUGACCCACUUGAAGGCCACACGGCUUCCUCCUGCCAGCCACCGUUACCCGGGUGCGCUGGAACCUGCACAUUCCUCCAGCAUGGCAGACCCUUCCCCUUUGCUUAACCUGGUGCCUUAAGCUCAGGAGGGAAGGAUUCCUUCCGGGAACACAUUGUGAGAGCAGAAUGCUACAAACAUGGGCUUCUAGCUCUGUGGACACUCAUACCAGGAAAUACAAAAGACAUAGCACGUAAUGUUUUACUUUGUUUUAUGCUGGGGCUGUUUCUCUUUUCUUUUUUAAGUCACUCUUUUUUUAUUUAUUUGCUUGCUUGCUUUCAUUAACCAAACUCAGGAGAAUGUCAUGCGGUCACCAAGGCAUGAGUGGAGGCAUUAAACCAGUCAGCCAGAUUUGAAUCUGUAAAGUCACUGAACUCAGCCUUUUUCAGGUUAAAAAAUGACACAAACACAGAAUUUUCUUUUCUUUUACUGUAUAAAGGUUUCCUGCUUUACUUUACCACCUGUUUUCCAAGUAGGAAGUGGGAAGCCUCUUGGAUACAUUGUGAUAAAAAUGUUUCUGGGUGGUGUGGGCGGUCCACCGAGCUAUUAAUAUUUGGCUUUUGCUGCUGGAGGUCUAGGUUCUGAUUUCAGUCACCUACCACAAUCUUAUUUUAAAUAGCCAGAAGCCUACCAUACAAGAUUUGGGGGGGGGGGGGGCCGGAAAAGGAGGGAAAAUGUUUAGUCUGCAAAUGAAGAGCAUUAAAUGUGGUGCAGAAGAGUUCUACACCACUCAUUCUUCUGCUCCUGGGUUAGAUCCGUGUUGUUUUCCCUUAUUUCUGCUAGUGCAGUACAAGGUUUGGGCUAUUAUAUCACUAUGUGCUGAGCUAUUUGAAAUACCUAAUGCACUAACAUACAUACACACACAUACACACAUAUGUGUUGUUUGUUUUCUGGAUUUUUUGCCUUUUGUUUUAGCAUAACUUAUCCAUACUUUUGUCUAUAUCAUUUUUAAAUAUCAGUAACUGUUAAAAUAUAAGAUGAAGUUGUGUUGUUGACAAGAACCCUAGUUUUUAUGGUCAUCUGUCAUAUAAUUUAAGCUUACCAGUUCCUAAUGUAUAAAAUUAUCUCUCUCUCAAUAAACAAUGCAGAAAAUA